CAGAUACAGGCAGACUGACUCCCUCUGUGCUAGGAGCACCAUCGUCAAUGUGACAACGCAUGCGUAAUACCAGGUUGAGGGAAGCUACUUCUGCAGCCUGUCUCUUCCACCUUUUCAAGCAUACAUUUUUGCUUCAGCUCAUGAGAAUUUUCAGUCAACAGUAUCUGACAUUGUGGCAAUCAAUGCACAUGUCUGUAUGAAGCAUGGCAGCAGCACAGAUGCUUCGGGCAGCAACCUCAUUAUGACUGUUUGGUCAUAUUUUCAGCAGCAAUCACGAGCAAGACCAGGAAAAUACCACCAUUGCCAACUUGUGAAGCCUGGAACAUUUCCUGAAUUCGCUCAUUGAAAAAGCAUCAGAAUCUCAUCAGUACAAGGUGGAAGAGUCGAUAAGAUGCGCUUAUUUCCGCCUGCCCGACUAGAGUACUGUGUUUUUAUAAUUGUCUUAUGGUGUGCACUGGUCACUAUUGUGUUCAUUCUAUAUGGUGAGGACCAAGUGCAGAGCAAAACACUGCAAGAGACGACCAAAUGUCCGGUCUGCUUCGGUGACACCAGCUGCUUCAUGCUACACUCGAGCAACAUGCACGUGGUCAAGCUGACCGGCCUCUCCAAGGUCUCGCUCUUCAACUACAUCAACGUGAAGAACGUCUUCUACGGCAAGUACAAAGGCAGCGACAUCGUGCUGAAGAAGCUGGCGCACGACGCCGAGUUCCGACAGUUCGACCAGCUGGUCUGCAACGGCUCGCUGCGCUGUCAGCCUCGCGUCCACUUCUACCGGGGCCUGCUGCGCACUGUCUUCCCGGAGCUGGCGGCCGACGGCUCGGCCGCGCUGGCGCUGGCGCCCGACGUCAGCGCCAGGUUCGAGCGCGAGCAGCUCACCUGCCCCUCCCGGCGCUUCCUCAAGUUCCUGUACGACGCGUUUUCGGGGCAGUCGGAGCUCAGGUUCUACCACUUCGCCACGAUGCUGCUUGUGAACGCCGAGCCGCUGAUGCUGCAGGCGUUUCCCCAGUCACACGGCUGGCCGUUUCCACGCUAUCUGGGUGCCUGCGGCCGGCUGGUGCUCGAGCAAUACAUCGGGCCCACGCUGGCGCGCUACCACGGCGCCUCCUGGCGGCAACGUGUGGAGCUGGCCCUGCAGCUGCUGGAGAUAGCGGAGAUGCUGACAUCUAACGACUACGACUUCAACUUGUACUUGACGGACGUGACGGCCGAGAAUCUGGCGGUGGACUCGGAGGGCCGCGUGUUUAUUGUGGACGUGGAGGACGUGGUUGUGGUCGACAGACAACAGCUGAUGAGGGACCAGCCCCCCGGCUGGAACCGAACGCACGUGGCCCCGAUCCUGUGCGCCGACUGCAUGGGGUACGAGGCGGACGAGCUGUGCGGCCAUCUCGUCUCCGACCACAACUACUUCGCCAUGUGCAAGGGUCUGCUCGCCCCAGACGCGUUCGCACGCGGUCUGCCGGGUGGUCUGCUGCACAGCGUGCCGGAGCUGGUAAGCUCCACCCACCCGGAGCUGGCCGACUGGCUCCGCCUCUGCGCCGACCCGACGGCCACCGGCGGCUCGCGGUUCGGCCCGGCCGCCGAGCUGCGGCACGCGCUCAACCGGGCGUUGGCGGAGGAGGGCACCGACUGACCGGGUGUCACGGCUGGUGGGGUGUCUGACCGGGUGUUGGCGGAGGGGGGACACCACCUGAGCGGGUGUCACGUCUGGUGGGGCACAUGACCGGGUGUUGGUGGAGGAGGGCAC
Messenger RNA from Pollicipes pollicipes, 1744 nucleotides. RefSeq names its product divergent protein kinase domain 2A. The transcript has 6 exons. Bases 392 to 1630 code for a protein of 412 amino acids. The record is from RefSeq and is a predicted model, not a curated record. Lineage: Eukaryota; Metazoa; Arthropoda; Thecostraca; Pollicipedomorpha; Pollicipedidae.